AUGUGGGAGCUGCUGAACCAUGAAGAGCUCUGGCAGGAGGGUGGGACUGGAAGAUGGAGCAGAAGGAUAGAAAAGUCCUCUGAGGAUGGGACCACUGUCUCCCCAACUGCAGAGGCCCCGGGAACGCUGGGAGGUGGAGCCUCUGCAGAGGAGAAGGCCAAAGGCACAGCGGGGAGCACUGAUACAGAGGGGCCUCCCCAUGGGGCAGGAAAGCAGGAAAGAGCUUCAGCCAUGGACAAGGUUUCAGCUGAGUUCCAGGGGGAAGCUAACGGGCUGGAUGAGGGCAAGGUGGAGGCCACAGUAGAGUCUGAACUUCCAGAGGAGGAUGGUGGGAAGGAGGAAACUACAGCCGCUGCUCAGGAGCUGACUGAUGGGAAAGCAGAGACUAAAUCUGAGUCCAAGGAGGCUGAGGGAAAAGAGGAGACGGCGCUGGCCUCUGAGAAGCAGAAAGCUGACGAGAAAGCAGCCAAACCCGAGUCCCGGGAGAAAGCUGGAGUUGAUGACGAGACCAAGGCUGAGCCAAAGCAGGCGGCUGGGGAGCAGGGGGCCCCCACAGCCUCUCAGGAGGAGAGCAGCAAAACAGAUGAGCCCACGGCUGAAGCCCAGGAGAAAGCUGCUGCCCCCGAGGUCAAGUCGGACUCUGAGAAGCCUGCUCCAGAAGAUAAGGCCAAGGCCAAACCGCAGGAGGGUGACCUGCAGGAGCAGGUGGAGCCAGACAGUCCCAGUGAAGAGCAGGACCAGGGUGUGGAGAGAGAGUCGGAGGGAGGGGCUGGGGUAAUGCCCAGCUCCCCCAAGGAGUGGCCUGAGAGUCCCACGGAGGAGAGCCAGGGCCUCAGCCCAGAUGGGUUGGGCCCAGACAACGAAGCUUCCACAGAGACCGGUCCUUCAGCCAGUGAGUCUUCACCCAGCGAGGUGCCCCAGAGUCCUACGGAGCCCCCUCCCCCACAGGAGAAGAAGGAGAAGGCCCCGGAACGCAGGGUGUCAGCCCCUGCCCGGCCCCGGGGGGCCCGUGCACAGAACCGCAAAGCCAUCGUGGACAAGUUUGGCGGGGCAGCCUCGGGCCCCACGGCCCUGUUCCGGAACACGAAGGCCGCGGGGGCAGCCAUCGGCGGUGUCAAGAACAUGCUCUUAGAGUGGUGCCGAGCCAUGACAAGAAACUACGAGCAUGUGGACAUCCAGAACUUCUCCUCAAGCUGGAGCAGCGGCAUGGCCUUCUGCGCCCUCAUCCACAAGUUCUUCCCCGAUGCCUUUGACUACGCUGCGCUGGACCCCACAAAACGCCGGCAUAACUUCACCCUGGCCUUCUCCACAGCAGAGAAACUGGCCGACUGUGCCCAGCUGCUGGAGGUGGAUGACAUGGUGCGAUUCGCAGUACCCGACUCCAAGUGCGUCUACACCUACAUCCAAGAGCUGUAUCGCAGCCUCGUGCAGAAGGGACUGGUGAAGACCAAGAAGAAAUGAGCUGCCCGAGCCUGUGGGCAGAGGUGAGCAGGAUGCCCAGCUGACAAGCCAUGGCCCCGUGGCUCUCACUUCUAUGGAGACCAGAGAGUUGGGCCUCAGGCAAAGGCAGGUGGCACCUGUCUUAAUUGCAUUAAAAGUAUUUUUGUAAAAUUCUGUGAGGCCCUUCAGUGUUCCCUCCCUAUCCUACCCAGGAACCUCUCUCACUCUGGGAUAAUAAACUCUGGCUGCUGGGUUUCCCACCUGACCCAGUUCCUCACCUGACACAAUCAUUUCAACAGCCACAUAAGGCAUUUGGAAAAGGACAAUGGCCUGGGUCCCAGCAUUAACCAGCUGUGUGACCUUAGGCCAGUGAGUUAACUUCUCUGAAUGGGAAGAGUAGGAGUUCAAACCUCAUGGAGGUGUUUGAGGGUUGAAUGACAUAAUGAAAUAAGCAAAAAGUCUUGCCUGGUACCUGUACUUAGUGUUCGGUAAGGAGUGGCCAAAAGUCAAAACAAAUCUUACAUUUUGAGCCAGUGGUGACACUUCUCUCAAUUCUCUUCCCUCUUCCCACACUUCUCCCAGAUUAGUGAACCCCAGGGGGGCUGGAGUAGAAGAUUCUCUAGAAAUUUCAUCCAAACGAGGCUAGUGGGGCCUAUGGUGAUUCCUUUGACUCAAUAUACCCCACAUUCUGUCUCAAAAACGAGGGUUUUCCAGUAACUUAGAACCAUUGCACCCAGAAAGUUCUUCCUUUGGGUUAAGUUAAUCCCUCCAACUCUGGCUGACGUUUGGGCUGGUUUUUGUUUUUCCACUGCUCAUGAGUGAUGCACCACUGAGCUGGUUAUAACACUCUUGUCUGGAGAAUGUGAG
This is a messenger RNA of Rhinolophus ferrumequinum (greater horseshoe bat), 2307 nucleotides long. RefSeq names its product smoothelin like 1 (gene SMTNL1). Gene Ontology annotation, molecular function: protein binding. Gene Ontology annotation, biological process: actin cytoskeleton organization. Lineage: Eukaryota; Metazoa; Chordata; Mammalia; Chiroptera; Rhinolophidae. Gene Ontology annotation, cellular component: microtubule organizing center; filamentous actin. The record is from RefSeq and is a predicted model, not a curated record.